AUGGCUAUCUCACAGCCUCCGGACGAGGAGGGGCUUCUCCAGAGCUCUGUAUCUCACAAUGGGUCCGUUCCCGAAUCCUCCGAGAAACUACCUCCUUCGCGAGAACCAAAGUCUUCCCCCGUGACUUGGAUGGAUCUUCCAAAUAAAUCGCAACUCUUCAUACUCUCAUUAUGUCGGCUCUCCGAACCCCUUUCGAAUACAUGCCUCCUCCCAUAUAUCUACUUCCUCAUCAAAUCCAUAAUUGAUUCCGAUGAUGAUUCUGCACCGCAAAAGAUAUCGCGUCUUUCAGGGCUGCUGGUUGCUGCUUUUCCGCUCGCGCAAUUUGCGACCAGUAUGCUCUGGGGCCGGGCAUCGGAUUUCUAUGGCAGAAAACCAACCAUCGUAAUCGGACUGUUGGUAAGCGUGAUCGCAAAUGCCGCAUUUGGAUUCUCGAGAAAUAUUGGGGCUUUGAUGUUCUGGAGGAUACUGGCAGGUAUUGCGAAUGGAAACGUGGGUGUGAUGAGAACGAUGACUGCAGAAAUCGUCAAAGAGAGAAAAUACCAAACAAGAGCAUUCUUGAUCUUGCCACUGGUGUUCAAUUCCGGGAUGGUGGCCGGACUAGCUUUGGGAGGCUGUUUGGCGGAUCCGGUGGUCAAUCUGCCUUGGUUAUUUGGACCAGAGGGCAUAUUUAACGUCAGUGACAAUGAUGGGGGCGUGGCGUGGGCAUUGAAAUACCCAUAUGCUCUCCCAGCCUUAUCAAAUGCGUUCACUCUCAUGGGAAGUCUUAUAUUGGCAGUUUUCUGGAUGCGAGAAACAUUACCUGGAAUGGAGGACGACAAAGACCUUGGGAUCAAGAUUGGCGAAUUGGUCAACCGAUACAUACGGCGAAUCGUCUUCCGGCAGCGCUCUAGUGGGUAUACGGCGGUCACACUGGAAGAUUUUCCAAGCUCGGAAGAAUUUCCAGAAGUUAUAGUCACGAAACCGCCCCCUUCUCGUCCCCAACCUCCUCGACCUGCUUUCCGUAGCAUCUGGACUCGCGAUGUCCUCGUCACUAUAGUGUCCUUUGGGCUCCUACCCCUCCACAACUCAGCAUUCAUGCAUAUCUUCCCAGUCUUUCUCUCCACUCCAUUCUCACCCAACAAGGACUGGUCGGUCGUCUCUUUCACUGGCGGUCUAGGCUUACAAUCCCCUUCCGUAGGUCUCUGGCUCUCCUGCUUCGGAAUCUGUGGAAUCUUCCUCCAACUUUUCAUCUACCCACGGGUGCAAGCCCGCCUCGGAACGCUAGGCUGCUUUCGCAUAUCCCUAUUCAUCUUUCCCCUUGCAUACCUUUUCGCACCAUACCUGUCGUUGCUUCCCCAAGAUGGAAUUGCGCGCUGGGGCGGCAUUGCCGUUAUUCUAUGCGCGCAGGUCAUGGCUCGCACGAUUGCCAUCCCUAGCACCGUGAUAUUACUCACCAAUUCGGCGCCGUCUAAAACGGUGCUAGGCACAGUGCAUGGUGCAGGGAAUAUGCUGAGCAGUCUUGCGCGAGCAGUAGGUUCUGCUGCUGGUGGCUGGGUGUUUGCUUGGGGAAUGGAAAGAGGGAUGGUAGGCGCGGUCUGGUGGUGUUACCUGUUAUUUGUCGCUGUGAUUGCGCUGGCUUGGUCAUAUACUAUGCGUGAUGGGGUGGGAGAAGCUCCCAAUAGCAGAGAGGAUAUGAUAGCUGUUAAAGAGGAGGUUGAUCUUGAAACUCCGCCGCGAGAUCCUGUUUUACGUAGAGAGUCAUAA
Molecule: messenger RNA, 1743 nt
Organism: Venustampulla echinocandica
Lineage: Eukaryota; Fungi; Ascomycota; Leotiomycetes; Helotiales; Pleuroascaceae
Product: MFS general substrate transporter
Exons: 2
Coding region: 1-1743 (580 amino acids)
Biological process (GO): transmembrane transport
Molecular function (GO): transmembrane transporter activity
Source: RefSeq, a predicted model, not a curated record